CGGAGGAUAUUUGAUAUGGCAAAGCAUCGAACCAAGCGAUCUUCUUUUAUCUCAACUGGAGUGAAAGUCUGCCCUCAAGAAUCAGUGAAGCAAAUUUUAGCAAGCCACCAAGCUUAUUAUAGGCUAAGAGUUUGCCAGGAAGCAGUUUGGGAGGCUUUCCAGAUCUUUUUGGAUCGGAUUCCAGGUACAACUGAAUAUCAGAACUGGGUGACAGCUUGUCAAAGAGAAACUUUCUAUAUAUUUGACAUUGGGAAAAAUUUUAGUAAUUCCCAAGAACACCUGGAGAUAAUUCAAAGGCGAGUAAAGCAUAGAACAUUCCAGGAUAGAAAAGAGGACAUUUCUCCAGAAAAAUCCAGUGGCAAAAAACCCGAAGAACCGUCUUCUGUUAUUACAGCACCCCACAAUACCCUUGUGAAUGAGAUUGUCAAUGACACCAAAACACCAGGAAAGGAACUAAAGCCAGAAGUUCCAAACAUCAUUUCCAAGCUGCCUGUGGAGCAAACGGUGGAGUUCAGUGUCACUCUCAGCAACCAGGAAUAUACACCAGACUUGAAUAACCCCGGUUCUCCUCUGUAUCAGAAACUAGCAGCAAAAUAUCAGCUCCAGAUGCAAAAGAUAUUUGAAAAACUUGAAGGUUUCAAAGAAAUUCGCAUCUUAGGAUUUAGACAGAAGAAGGAAAAAGAUGGGACAAGCAGCACUGUGGCACAAUAUAUUGCCAACUUUGAAAGAGAUGGUUCAGAACUACCUGCGGAUGGUACUGACGUCAAAAAAAUUGAAAGCGAGAAGAGCAUUCUUGGCGAAGAGAAGGAGAUACCUACAUUUGUACCGAAAAUAGCAGACCUUCAGCAGAUGGUUGCCAUGCUCUUACAAGAAGAUAAAUCAUUAUUCAUGGACUUUGAAACACUCCAGUUUAAGGAUGAAAUCAUCAGGCCAUCUACUGAUAUAAAUAAUGAUAUGCAGCCAAUGGUAACAGAUGCUCUAGCUGGAGCUGAAUUGGUGGAAAUCACCAGUCAGAAGAUUGAAGAAGAAAUGACAAAAUAUCCAAUUUCCAUCAUCCUCCCUGAGCAAGUGGAAAAGACUACAGAACAACUGGAAUCUUCGGGGGAGGAGGUUUUGCUGCCCUUGACCACAAUGCCAGCUGUCAUUCACUCCACCGUUCUUCCAAGAGAUGAUAUUUUAGAGCCUACAGAUCAGUUGACUUUAUUGCCAGCAGAUACCUCCACUGGCCCUUCCACUGACAUAAACCAAUUUUUGGAAGCCACAAGCUCCAUGUGGGCAACCUCAGAUGGUUUUGAAAUGGGAGUGCAGGACCUUGCCACUGAGUUAGUUAUCACUGACAUGAUGGCCCCAGUGACAGUGGAGGAGGAGGAGGAGGAGGGAAGUGGCUACCAUACAUUGCCAGAAACCCCAGGUAUGACUCCAGCUCCUUCCCUGAAGUAUAUAACCACAAGCUCCAUGACAGCUGCAAUCCAAGGCCAAGAGCUGGUGGUAUUCUUCAGCUUGAGGGUGACCAACAGGCGCUUUUCCAAUGACCUCUUCAAUCAGAGUUCCCCUGAGUACAAAGCACUUGAACAACAGUUCGUACAGCUGCUGGUUCCCUAUCUACAAUCCAAUCUUACAGGAUUUAAGCAGUUGGAAAUACUGAAUUUCCGCAAUGGAAGUGUGAUUGUAAAUAGCAAAAUGAAGUUUGUGGAGUCAGUGCCAUACAACAUCACAGAGGCUGUUCACUGUGUGUUGGAAGAUUUCUGCAAUGCAGCUGCUCGGCGUCUUAACUUAGAAAUUGACAGCUCUUCUCUUGAAAUAGAGCCAGCGGAUCAAGCAGACCCUUGCAAGUUCUUGGCAUGUGAUGAAUUCUCACGGUGCCUAAAGGAUGACUGGACAAAGGAGGCAAUUUGUCUUUGUAAACCUGGUUAUGCAAGAAAAGAAGGCCUGCUUUGCCAUAGCAUAUGCGAGACAGAGCCAAACAUUUGUGCUAACGGUAGCAAAUGCGAAUUGGUUCCGGAAAAAGGUGCAGUGUGUAGGUAUGUCCCUUUAUUAUAAGGUUGAUCAUGAAUAUUAAUGGUACCAUGGAUAUGGAUAAGUGCAGUGGCAAUUAUUUUGCAAUUCUCAAAUGGCAUUAAUGUUUGCUUGGAUUGUCAGUAUGAGAAGAGAACAUUCUGCAUGCAGAUUUUGUGCUCUGUUAUUAAACAAAGUUUCCCAUUCAAACU
Molecule: messenger RNA, 2207 nt
Organism: Pseudonaja textilis
Lineage: Eukaryota; Metazoa; Chordata; Lepidosauria; Squamata; Elapidae
Source: RefSeq, a predicted model, not a curated record